AUCAAACGAUAAUAGAUGAUCAACCGAAGGGGCCUGGACACUCAGUGCUGCGCAUAACCGUAUCCGCGCUAAAACAAAGCGUCUCGCGCAACUAAAUAAUAAAAACAUUAAAUAAUGCGACACCAGCGCAGUGUUAUGUGAUUCGUGAAAGAAUUAAGUGAAAUUCUCAAUUUAAAAGGAGAUCUAAGGUUUUGUGUAGAAAUGUACUCUGCUUUGAUAGACAGUAUUUCUUUCGUGUUAUAACUAGGAUACAGUUUUUGGAUUAGAAGUUUUAAAGAGCGGGGCGUGUCCUUUAGCUGUCUGAGGGCGGCCCGCGGAAGUCUUCUGUGAACAUGACCUAGUGCCCCAUGACCGCGGCACACCCCCCUCCGCGCCGUAUUCACUCGCCAACCUGACACGCAACAUUAUUCGUGAUCCACAAUGGUGCCGCGUUGGCUGCUGGUUUGCUGCGUGGUGCUGUGUGCACGGCCGGCGCACCCGCAGGGAGCGCAGCAGUGCCCGCCGCCCAACACCAUGACACCCUGCAGCUGUACCGUCAAGAAGAACGGCCUCGACAUCCUCUGCGAGUUCACCGAGCAACAACACAUACAGAAGGCCAUGAACACUCUGCGGUCGAAGCCGAUGAUAAUCUUCUACCUGAAGUUGCGGCACAACAACCUGGCGAAGCUGCCUUCUUACAUAUUCCUCGGGCUGGACAUCCGCCACCUCACCGUCCACAACAGCAGCUUGGCAGUCAUCGAGGACUCAUCACUCAGCUCCAUAGGUAACAAACUGACGCAGCUGGAUGUGUCACAGAACAGUCUGGCGACCAUCCCGACUUCUUCCUUUACGCAUCUUAACCAUCUGCUGAUACUCAACAUGAACCAUAAUAAGGUGACAGCGGUGCACAACAGAGCCUUUAUAGGCUUAGACACACUGGAAAUCCUCACUUUGUACGAGAACAGGAUAUCUGUGGUCGACGGGGAAGCUUUCAAGGGGCUGGAAAAGAAACUGAAGCGUCUUAAUCUUGGCGGGAACGAACUGACAGCUGUACCACAAAAAGCCCUCGCUUUGCUUGAAAAUCUCAAGAAACUCGAAAUGCAGGAAAACCGUAUUACUACUAUUACGGAAGGAGAUUUCGCAGGUCUACGAAACCUAGACUCUCUAGGUCUAGCCCACAACCAACUGAGGGAAGUGCCAUCGCAAGUGUUCUCACAUCUGACAUUCCUGAACUCAUUGGAACUGGAAGGCAAUCAGAUCCAAAGGAUCGAUGAGAAGGCCUUUGCUGGAUUGGAAGAAAACCUGCAAUACCUGCGUCUUGGAGACAACCGUCUUCACGAGAUUCCCUCUGAGGCUCUUCGGCCGUUGCACCGUUUGCGUCACCUCGACCUGCGCUCCAACAACAUUACCUACAUCAGCGAGGACGCCUUUACUGGCUACGGAGACUCCAUCACUUUUCUCAACCUGCAGAAGAAUAUGGUGCAUCAACUGCCGACGAUGGGCUUCGACAACCUCAACUCUCUGGAAACGCUGAACCUUCAGAACAACAAACUGCAACACAUUCCCGAGGAGAUCAUGGAACCGAUCCUCGAUACGUUACGGGUCGUCGACAUUAUGGACAAUCCACUAAUAUGCGACUGUGAGCUGGCGUGGUACGAGGCGUGGCUAGCUGGUCUCCGGGACCGCGACGAUGAGAUGAUGCAGAAGAAGCGAACCGUCUGCACCAUGGUCAACGAGCAUCGGGAGUACAGCGUCGCCAAGAUGCCGCUAGAAAAGAUGAACUGUAAGAGGAAACCUGCUUAUGGACGCACGUCAGAUGCCCAUGCUAUCUGCCCUGCUGUGACCCACGCCGCACUCGUCAUAGCCGUCAGGUGGAUGUAAAUUCGAAAAUCAAGGCAAGUUGAUCUUUUUCAAUACACAUUCCAUGCUUAUUUACUCAACGCUAUGGAUGUAACUAUAACCUACGUGUUUAUAUUUCUAUUGUUUAAUUUAAUUAUAUUAGAAUCAACGCGUCUUAUGUGGAAAAUCUGACGCCAAAACCUAUGUAAAUGUAAGCGUAAUUUGUAUGUUAGUUUGUUUAAGUUGUUUCCCGAGUGAAGGACUCCCUUCGCGCUAGCUGUGGCCGGAUAGCUCGAAGCGGCGCCCUUCGCCAACUUAUCCGUAAAUUUAGUUUAAACCUUCGUAACGUGAUGAAUUUGUGCAAUAAACUACGAUACAUAUCAAUUCGGGCUGAAUAAAAAAUGUAGUAUUUUGGAGCGGUAGCUUGUGAUAAGUAAAAAGGUUUUUAAAGGAUCGUCGAUCGUAAGUUAGUGUGGUACGUAUUUUUAAAAAAUUAGAAGACCUUUCACGGGAUAAAUGCCUUACUGUAGAGUAAUCUAACAGCUGGGAAGGUUCGGCAUAUUAAUGUUGGUCUCAUCGGAGAAUGCUUCGUUGAUGUCGUGUUUGUACGUGUGAAGCGCGAGUUAGAAAAAACUUUUACACUAAAACAAUUUUCAAAAUGCUUUGACUUCGAUGCUAACGAGCUCCACAUAGCUUGUAAUAGAUUUAUCUAUCGCGAUGACAACCAGCAGACGUCAUCACAAAUACACUAGAGCUGUUUUACACAAUCUAAGCACAAAUAUGUUAUAUUUUACAAACCUUUACAAUUAAGUGAAUCUUCUAAUAUUUUGUUAUCGUUUACCCCUGCCUUUAAGAUUGUACACGUAUUAGUAAGCUUUUGCGCAUUUACCAUGUUGACUAUUACUAUUAUUAUGACGUAAUAUUUCUAUAUACGGCGUAAGGAGGUGGGGCUCGAGUUAUGUUAUCCAUAAAACACUUUCUAGCGAUCACAAACGUGUCAGCAUUAUUACUAACUCUUGUGUAGAGAACUUAUUAUUGUUUGAGAUUUUUAUCGGAAAUAAUAACAUUUUUAUUCUAUGUUACACGAAAUUGAAUAGAGCCCCUAAAUGUUCGAUUCGAUGUAGAUUAGGUGUAGUUAGAUAAGUGUUAGGUAAUUUUGUCAGAAUAAGCUAUUAUUAUGUUAAACCUUAUAGCUUUAUUGUUACAUUUUAUUUGUUUAAAAAUUAUAUUUUAGUUUUACAAUAGAUAUACAGAGUGUUAGUGACAUCGUAACGAAUACUGAGGGGGCGAUUCAGACCAUGAUUCUGAGUAAAUAUCAAGUGGAAUUUUCCGUCGCAAAAUUAAUGAUUUUUGUUCUUUUUUAAAUUAAUUUCAAUUCUAAACUUUUGCGAUGAAAACUUCCACUUGAUACUAACUUAGAAUAAUGAGCUGAAUCGUCUCUCUGAGUAUUCGUUACGACGUCACAUACACCCCGUACAAGUACAUACAAGUAGCCAUACAAACAUAUGGGUUUUAGUGACACUGUAACGAAUACUGAGGGGGAUUAUUCAGACCAUAAUUCUGAGUUGACAUCAAGUGGAAUUUCCUGACGGAAAAAUAAUGAAAAUUUGAGUGUUUUUUAAUAUUAUUUUCAGUCCCAUAGGAAAAUUCCACUUGAUAUCAACUCAGAAUCAUGGUCUGAAUCAUCCCUCGAAGUUUUCGUUACGAUGACACUAACACCCUGUGUUUUGAUAUUACCGUUUACUUUCUGUAUUACUAGUAAAUGUUUAUUAAAUUUAGGAAGCUUCAUACGAAAUUUGGUUAUUUUGUUGUAGCUUUAUUUUAAGUUAAAUUGCUGUUGAAGUUUUAUCUGUAUAUUAGGUAGUGGAAUAAUAAAUGUGACUGUAAACAUCGUUUGCUUGCCUUGGUUUACUUUGCUGCAUGAUUCAGGAUCAUAUAACCGUAUGGUUAAAGAUGCCCUAUUUCAGUGUCGGAUUAUCAAAGCAUAAAACAUGCCUACAUGGACUGAGCUGUCAGUGUUUCUCGUGUUUUAAGUAAAUAUUGAAAAAGAUAACAAAAAGAAAACAUUAUUUUUUGUCAUAAAAAAUAUUUUUCACGAGUACCUUAAUAUGAGUACCUAACCUACAUAAAAAGGUACCUACCUAAAAAAAUAAACUUACAAAAAAAUAGCGCGAAUAAAAAUGUCGAAUGUUUUCUUUCAGCAUUCUUGUUUUUAGCAAUUUUGUUUAACACAGUUAUUAAGUAAUUUAAUGUUCUUUAUGAAUUAUGAAAGAACAUGCUUGCCAUUUUGCUCUAUAAAUUAGGAGACACAAAAGGGUCCUAAAAUAUUUAUUUAAACCCUCGAGGGCUUGAUCCGGCACUGCUUUUCUACCUUUUAUCAUCUUUUGCUUCUAAAAGUACUCAAAAUAUCAAAUCCCUUUUGGAUGGUACAUGCCUUGCUAUAUACCCUUGUUAUUAUUAAAUUAAAUAAAAUUGAAAUUCAUUGGGUGAUAAGAAUGUAACCAAAAACAUAUCCUUUAGUCUGAAUUGAUUAAAUGUAAGCAUAUUAUAUAAUAUUUAUACACAUUUUAUGGAUUGGUAAAGCUUGGUGUGAUAUAAAGAAUGUUGGAUUGUAAGCGAGACAGAGGUCGACCAAUUUUGUUUGCCCCAUCUUUACCCACCUCGAAUUAUUUAAAAAAAACAUAUUGUGUGAAUGUAUACAACACAUACCAUUUAUCUAAACAUACUUAAGUACAUGUAUCACAAAAAUGUGUUAAACACGUUAGACGCGAGAUCGAAUACCAUAUUUUGUAUUCUUUUACGUGUUUUAACACAUUUUAAAAUAUUAGAGAGAAAUAUAUUAAGAGUAGCUUGCAUCGUUUAAUAUAUUAUUAAUAUAUAUAAUCAUAAAUGUUGUUUAUUCUUCACUGAAUGCACAAAAUUAUAGUAGAAUGCACAAAUAACACGUUUCUAGUUACUGUUGUGCACGGGUUUGAUAUAUUUACGAUAAAAUAUUAGAUUUAAUAAGAAAUCAAUCAGAGUCAGUAACCUGAUUAGUUAAGGGAGUUUCAAAAACCGUCGCAUUUGUCGUGUUUAGUAGAAAUAUAUUAGUAUUUACAAUUAUAUUCUCAUAUAUCUCAAUGUUAUCAAUGUCGUGCUAAAAUAUAUUAUCAUUAUUACUAGACUUCAAAAUAUAUGUGUCUUUUAUCUCAAUUUUUCUCUUGUCUAUCUAUAAGAUCUGACGCAAGUGACUAUUGAAAAUGGGAGAAAAUUGAUUCUUAAAAAUAUUUUACAUUAUAUUUCGAUGAUUUCAAAAUCUUUGUCUUCAGUACAUUUAAUGUGAUUAUCGUUUUAUUAUAUGUUUUAUAUACACUCUACAUAUUCGAUAUUAUUAAAAUUAAAGUCUUAAGGAACCAGCAUAAUACAUAUCGGGAAGGUGGGGCGAAGUUUAAAUAUAUUAGCCAAAGGUGUAGCACCACUGAACCAUGGUCUUGCAUAUCAAAUAGGUUAAGUCAUAUUUACUCUAUGGUAAUUCUAUUUAUUCAUUGUUGUGUGUUAAAAUAUACUUAUAAUCUUAUAUCCAUUGUUAAUCAUCUAUUGUUGUUUGAUCGGCUUCAUGUUCUGUGUAAUUUAGAGUGUAAGGUUUUCUGGAAAUUAUAAAAUAUUCGUAUAUGUACGUCGACAACUUUUUUCACACUUUACAGACAAUUUGUAUCCUUUAUUCGAAUCUCCUUGUCUGGAACGCAUGAAAUGGAAUAAUGUAACGGAUUCUGAUCUAAAAUUCUAUCUGAGUGAGGCAAAUAUGUAGGAAGUGGCACUUUUUUGAUGAUGCAUACAAAAUACUUUUUAAAGCACACGAAGUUCGAAAUACGCAACAGAAAUGUAAUUUUAGAAGGAGCCACUUUCCAAAAUUCGCUUACUCUUCUAAUACUUCAUAAUAUAUACGGUCUAUAUUUUGAGCUACUUACCGCUAUUUAUUGAGUACCUAUCUAAAUACUUAUCAGAAAACUAAAAUGAUAUAGUCAUAUUAAUAUUAGACGCACAUACAUUUUCAAAAACAAAAGUUAUAUUUUGGAAUUAAGGUUAUCAUAAUUAUAACAUUUCAUGUAUUCAAAGUAUUCUUACAUGGCAAUAUGUAUAAUAUUGUACCUACAAGUUAUGCGAUUCGUGUAUUAUCAAAUAUGUACGCUAUAUAAUUAUGGUCAUUUUUAUUAUUCUGUAAUAGUAAAGUUAACGUUUAACUAAGGUGUUCGAUCGAGUUAAUAGUCACAUUUAUUAUUUAAGUUAAAUCUAGGUAAUCUAACUCUAAUAUUAUUGAGAUUUUGCUGUAAAAGUGUAUUUAUUUAAUUUCGGUUUAAAUAAAAAAAUAAAUAAUUA
Messenger RNA from Pectinophora gossypiella (pink bollworm), 6174 nucleotides. RefSeq names its product leucine-rich repeat-containing protein let-4. Gene Ontology annotation, molecular function: protein binding. Lineage: Eukaryota; Metazoa; Arthropoda; Insecta; Lepidoptera; Gelechiidae. The transcript is spliced from 11 exons. The record is from RefSeq and is a predicted model, not a curated record. Bases 421 to 1860 code for a protein of 479 amino acids. Gene Ontology annotation, cellular component: plasma membrane.